Lampris incognitus (smalleye Pacific opah) is the source of this 7431-nucleotide messenger RNA. RefSeq names its product Ras association domain family member 3 (gene rassf3). The record is from RefSeq and is a predicted model, not a curated record. The transcript has 7 exons. Bases 1 to 1305 code for a protein of 434 amino acids. Lineage: Eukaryota; Metazoa; Chordata; Actinopteri; Lampriformes; Lampridae. Gene Ontology annotation, cellular component: cytoplasm. Gene Ontology annotation, biological process: signal transduction.
AUGCACCAAGGAGGUCGGAAAUACUCCCCGACGCGCUUCGCCGCCGCCGCCGACGCGCCGUUAACCCUGCAGGCGGUGGUUAAUAAAUCUCGGAUUUCACGCGGGGGGGUGGUUGCCGAACAACAACAGGUGGACGCGGCGAGUGAAACUUCACUGGAAGCGUCACCGCCGCCGAGCGCCGACGACAAGACGCGCGUUUACAAGCCCGGCAGGGGCGCGGUGGUGAGAGCCGUCCGGCGGCAUCCGUCGCCGCAACCGUCGAGCCUGGAGAGCCUGGAGGCGGCCUGGAGCCGCGGGGGACACGUGAAGACGGACGCGGAGGCGGCGCCCGCCGAGAUGGCGCUGGCGAACGGACACGGAGGAGCGCCGAGGAGCAGGAGGAGAAGCUUUCGACCCCCGGACGUGAGGACCAUCUUCUCGCCCCGGGGGAGGGAGGGCACGAGGGGGCAGGGACACGCCUUCGGGCCGGGGCCGGCGGGCACCUGGUGUGACGCGUGCUGCGGCUACAUCAUCCACGACUGUCUGGCAUGUGCAGGUUGUAAGUACACGUGUCACGCGGCGUGUCGGGACCGAGUGGCAUUGGACUGUCACCCUGCAGGACCCGCUUCGGUCAACAGCCCGCUCAGCCCCCACAGCCAGGACCAGCUCAACAACAACACACCGCUCCCCGAUGUGGAGAAGGAGAGAGAGCUGCGAACUCAGCUCAGCAGGGAGGAGAUCAGGCAGAAAAUUGAGCAGUACAACAUCCUAACCAAGGACCACCUCAAAAUGACACUGAACCCCAGUGGUGUGUACACAGGUUUCAUCAAGGUCCAGCUGGAGCUCAGGAGGCCGGUGACGGUGCGUGGGUGUCGGGGAGGAGCAGGCAGCAUGGUUGGGCAGGAGGCCUUCUACCUUCCCAGAGGAGCCACCAACACCCUCCAUAUCAGCUCCAACAACACAGUGAAGCAGGUGAUCGUCGCCCUGUUGAACAAGUUUACUGUCGCCGACAACCCUGCCAAAUAUGCCUUGUACAAACGCUACCACAGAGAGGAGCAGGUGUAUGUGUGUAAGCUAGCGGACGGCGAGCACCCCCUGUUUCUUCGCCUAGUGGCGGGACCCGACAACGACAUGCUCAGCUUCGUACUGAGAGAACAGCAGACCGGAGAAGUGAUGUGGGAUGCGUUUUCCAUCCCAGAGCUACGUAACUUCCUGCGGAUUCUGGAGAAGGAGGAGCAGGAGCAGGUGGAGGUGGUGACACGUCGCUAUGACAACUACCGCCAGAGACUGCAGGAGGCCCUUAGGGCAGCCAGAGGGCCCUCUUAAAGUGAUGAUAAUAAUAAUUAAAAAAAAACAUGACUACUGACCCCUAGAGGACUGGAAGGGACUGGCAGGAGAGAGAUGCCGGAAAAUCUUGGAGGAUCUGCAAAGGAAAUGAAAGAGAGCAAUGGAUGUUUACAGCCCCUAAAAGGAGAGGAUGAUAAGACUGAGUUAAAGAGAAGUAGGUGAAUGAUGAAAGGUGGACAAAGAGUGAAAAGGGGCUGAUGGAAAGCCAGAUGCCGUGAAAGGCGGAGGACUUGAGAGACGAUAAACGAACAGAUAAACGGACAAGUGCACAAAAAUCAGCGCAGGCCACGUUUCAUAGCUUGCUUGGACACAGGAGUCGGCUUCACCGUGGAAAAGCUGCUGCAUAAAUAUGUCUUAUCAGCCCGCAAAUACCAAAGUACUGGUCUGGUUAUUGUUGUGCCAGUUCUCCUGUCUCCCACGCUCCGUAUCUCUCUUUCUCAUCCUCCUCACCCAACACUCUCUUCUGCUGGCUGUCUCGUCUUUUAUGCAACAUGUUUUUCCCCUUAUAUUCUCUAGGUUUGUGAAAGAUUCAAGGCCAUACUUGUAGUUGGAUCAUUUGAUUUUUAUUUAAUUUUUUUCUUUUUUGGGGGGGCGUUGCUAAAGCUGUACAUAUUUUUUGUUAAUUUAUGUUGGUAAAGUUUUUUUAAAUGUUAAUGAUUUCUUUUUUUGUCUAAAAGGUCUUAUUUUGUUCUUUUAAAGCGGAGCAACAAUCUGAAAACCAUAGAAAAAACAGGCUGUUGAGACAGAAACAUCCAACAUCAUUUGUACUGUUCAGCUAGACUCUAGAGGUUAAUGCAGACACCAGGAAUCUGAAGGAUCAUGGCUCCUCAGAUGUUUCAGACUCGUACCAACCACGGGUAGCCCCACAGGCCGCCUGAGUCCCUGCACGUAGUCGAAGGAAGCAGAAGUUGUGAGACAGAAGCCUAGGAUCAAGGAAAGAUUAUUGGAAAUGGAAAGAAGAUCUAAGCUCAUGAGAUGCUGUGGAUUUAAGGUGACUGAAAAUGAACUGAACCAAAGUUUCUUGAAUAAGGACCCUGGGUACUAACACAGGCAGCCAGGAGAGGCGCUCGUAGACAGUAAAUGAGUAGUGUGGUAAGUGGAAGGUUAUGAAAAAAGGAUGUUGGCUUGUUUUUGGGUGCGCUCUGCACAAGACUUGGAGAUCGCUCGUUAUGUUUGGCGAAGGCGAGAGUAGAAAUGGGAAGAGCGCGGUCGACGUCAGUUGGACAUGGAGCACGUGUAAAACCUCUGCCCUCUCUGCUAGUCUUCCAAAUAACAGGGAUGUGUCUUGGGAGUUUGCGCUAAAAAUGGGAACGCCGCACCCCGCCCUCUUCAAACAGCUAGCGGAGUUCGAUGGCGCACGAGCUUAACAGACUGGUGCUGCUUUAAUAGAGAUAACCCCCUCAACUUUGACCUCUGGCCUAACCAAGGAUGGGGAUGGGGGGGGGAGGCUUGUAGCUGUGAGAAUAGACUGACUGAAGGAAGUUGACUAACCGGAUUAGAGGAAGUAGAAUAGAACACUAGAAGAGGGAAGGAAGAAGGAAGACCAAAAAAAAAAAAGUUUUGUUUUAAACAUGCUGUUUAGAAACGCACGUUAAGAGAGGCGAGACUGUGAGAACAUUUUCUGUCGAGAGCGAUGUGAUAAAGUAUGAAGGGACGGGAACGCUGUUUGUCUUACACUUCAUAGCAAAUGUACGAGAGUUGAGUCAUUUGACUUUCUGUAGACGUGCCGUGUUACCGAAAGCCACUGGGAGGGUCUGACGAUUUAAUGAUCAGCUGAUGCAAUGACUUGGUUCCCAGCAACAGACAUACGGCGGCAUUUUGGAGAUGAGGUAUCUUCCACUGAAAUCUGCAACGUCUAAAGUCUUGAUCCAUGGCUUCGGGUAGCUGUGUACAUGGGAAAUCUCCAUAGGCGGAGGUGUUUAUCUACUGAGAACAGCAACCCUGAAAAGAGGGAAAAUAGCUGUAUUGUCCUCUGCUUGAUGAUGUCUCUCCAAAGCCAUUCAUUUCAAGUUCAUGCAGUUUGUCCUUAUCUCGACCGCUUGGAUAAAUGCCAUGUGCAAGGCCAAAGCCAAGUGCACAUUUCUGGGCUUCUGUUAGCCUCAUGUUCACCUUUUGAUGCGAGAGGACAAACUAAAAUGAAAACCAAAGCAUGCAGUGACGAUAGAAAGACUUAAAGAUAUACAGCAAGGAUGCAGAACUCGCAUAAGGAUGAAAUAAUGUAAUGAGCUUCAAGGCAGAAACAUCCAGGAGUCUUAUAUCAGGAAAGAAUGGGGGGAAAACCCUUUAAAUGCUGUCUGAAAUAUUAACUCACAUUGUAUGCAUUAGUGGUUAGCGCUGUUGCCUCACAGCAAGAAGGUCCUGGGUUCGAACCCCGGGUCGUCCUCUGCGUGGAGUUUGCAUGUUCUCCCUGUGUCUGCGUGGGUUUCCUCCGGGGGCUCCGGUUUCCUCCCGCAGUCCAAAGACAUGUAGGUCAGGUGGAUCGGACUUAGUAAAUUGUCUCUGGGUGUGAAUGUGUCGGCCCUGAGGUGGACGGGCGACAUGUCCAGGGUGUUUCCCCGCCAUUCGCCCAAUGACUGCUGGGAUAGGCUCCAGCGUCCCGCGACCCUAAUUAGGAUAAGGGGCUUGGAAAAUGGAUGGAUGUAUGCGUUAGUCAGUUCUCUGCUUGCCUGUCAGUGUCUGGCUGUGCUGUACUACAGGCCUCAUGAUAGCAUCCACGCUGUAGGAAAUAGCAUCCACGCUGUAGGAAAUAGCAUCCACGCUGUAGGAAAUUAUGGCCUGUACUCGAAAUUGCUUUUGUUUUUCAAUGUCGCCAUAAGAUGGCUAACUUGUGUUUGAGACCAGAGCUAGAGACGUCGUUUCUGUCGGCUCUCCUUGAAACCCAGCGGUUCCCCACUCACGCUGACGUCUCCAUCAUGGUAGAAAAUGGCAGAGAAGCAAGUCAUUUCCUAAAUGACAAAGACAGGAAGUAAUCAGAAGGCCCAGUUCAGAGCAUGACCCUCUGGAUGAGAUGUCUCAGCUGCGGGUGCUGCAUGAGCUUAUGCUGAUGGUGCCGCGCUGCCUGCACAACUCACGGUAAUACUGCCAUCUAGUGGACAAGCCCCGCGCCGCCCUCUCCUCUCAGCUGUCAAACGCCUAUUGAUGACAGUGUAGUCUCGCGUUAUUUUAGGGUUGUUGUUUGGUUUUUUUUUUUGUCAUGCUGUAUAACCAAAGAUAUUUUUAAAAAUAUACAUAUUUUUAGGCAUUGCCUGGAGCAAAGUAUUGGAGGCCUCAUCCCAUUUAAGGGAAAAAUAUAGUUUAAAGUUAUAUUUAAAUGGGUUUAUUAACCCAAAUUUAAUUUACUAUCAAACACUGGGUAAUAUAAUUAAACAAGAUUGUAUGGAAGUGUGUGUGAAAACCAAUCAUAAUUUUAUUUUUAUUUUUUUGUAAUCUUAAAGCCAUGAUGUCACUGUCUACUUAACUUUUGCUGUUGAGACGCAUCAUAGUAUUAGGUUGUAACAGGUGGACACGAGGCCCUGUGUGCGGCACUACACACACACACACACACACACACACACACACACAUAUAUGCCAGGGCCUUGCACCAGACCACUUGUAUCAAUGUAGACUCUUAUGGGCACUUUACCUUCUGAUUCAGGGAAGAUGAGUUUUCAUUUUGCUCUUCUUUUUCUCUGUCUGACCUGUUUUAUCGGACGGCUGCAGUGUGAUACCAACCUCCACAAAUCAAAUUUUGUACGUGUUUUCUCAAAUCAAACUUUCUUUUAUGAUAUUAUUUUAGUGGGAUUUGAUUUUUCUUGGUAAGCUUCAAUUUUUUUUAAUGGUUUUAUGGAAAUACAGUUUGACAAGGAUUUCAGAAAGUUUUUGAUUUUUUUUUGUGUGCUCUUUUGGAGCUUGUCGUUUUGCGUUUUGACACGCUUCCAUAUUGUUUGUUCAACGUUACCUAUAGACUGUGAAAUGUUCGGUCGACAGUAGACCUUCGCAUGUGUUCCGGGGACGGUGUUGUAUCUGGUUUAUUUAGUCUGUGUUCCUCUUGUCGGGCCAAAUUGUGCCCGGGCUGCCAAAAUGUGUCCGGGUGAUGUCAUCGCAAGUCCGGUUGUUUAAAAUAAUGUUUCCUGACCCCUUUUUUGGGUUGCUAGCUACCUAGCUAACUUGUCAUUGAUGUCAAAAAAACUACAAUAGCAAAUAUUGGACGUUUCAUUUGAAUGGAAAAUAGGUUUAUAGAACAUCUUUAUUGAAAAUCUCGUCCACAGUACAUAACAUUAGCUAGCUAGUUUGCUAGCUAGCUAACAAGGUGAUCAACCAGUAGAUGAACUUUCACCUAAAAGUAUGCUUUUUUUUGUGCUUUUCAAAAAAUAUAUCCUAAAUUACCCAAGUUCCCAUCAGGGAUGAAUACAGUAUUCUGAUUCUGAAUAUAAACAAUUGCAAGUCGAAUAUAAAAGGUGACCCUGCGCAAUUUGGCCUGACACUAUAAAUACAUGCAUACUGUACAUACUGUUGGACAUAGAGCAUGCAACGCAGUAUGUACAUUAUAGUGAUCACACCUCGGUUAAACGGCAUUGGCAGAUGGUUCAGCUUCACUCUAGACUACUUGUCACAACCACGAACACCAGGUGGAGCAAGUUUGGCUGCAGAGUGCAACAAGUACCAGAAGGUUUAGUUAAUCAUGCAAAGUCUUAAGAAGCAAGUUGGAUAGAUGUCUGAGUGUGUGAAAAUGUACUACACCUUACAUGAACUGUACUGUGUUUAAACGUACCCAGCUUGUCCUCGGUGCAAGCUGGAACAAACGGAUAUUACUUGCAGAUUAGACCUGCUACUAUUACUACUAGGUCUGCUGUUAGUGCAGGUGAUGUACUUGGCCGUGUAUUUAGCCAUUACGGUAAAAUGAAUUGGGCCAGUAGUAGUAGUUGUGAUGUAUAAGAAGAACUAAUGAUAUCUGGUAUGUAUUCUGUAAUCGUGUUUUUUUUUUUGGGCUGUUCAACCACAAACGAGUCACAGAAUGAGCAAUGGUAUUGGUAAACCAUUCAGUUAUGAGAGUCAUGUGGUUCAUAUUGAGACGUGUCCGCCGUGCUCGCCAGAUGAUUUAAUCUGUCAUCCACAGUUCACAUUGUAUUUUACAUUCUGGUAAAAAAAACACAACACACACACACACCAAAUGUAAACUGGGUCUUUAAACGUUAUUUGCAUGGAAAGGACAGCAGAUUAAAGCGGGCCACAUGACUUAUUGACUUGGCGAUGUAUUAUCACUGUGCUGCAGCUGUAACGGUCGGGGAAGCCUUGCUGUCUGGUCAGAUAUUAAGCCCAUUUCUUUUAUCAGAAUGGGACCCUUGUACUGUUUGUGGCCUUACAACAGGUCUGCCUGAGCAUUGCAGAAACCCGUGUCUCUAGAUUGAACAGCCAGAUGUGUAAUCAGACAUGCUAGUUGCCAAAGAUGUGUGUGUGUGUGUGUGUGUGUGUGUGUGUGUGUGUGUGUGUGUGUGGGUCUGCCUUUCAUGCUGUGCUGAUGUGCCGUAUGCAGGGGACAAGGGAAUCGACGCUCCGCACCAUCACCACCAUGCUGGAUUUGUUCUCUGGGUUCCCCCAAAAUCGUCCCAGUGCAACCGACCCAAUUCAGCCCAUUGAUUCAAGCCCAAACAGAAGUGCUAGAUAUUUCCGAGAGGACUUAAUCUGGCCGCAGUGUCCAGUUUCAGCACCGUGCUUCAGCCCUGGUUUUCCCACGCCGACCAAGCCGCAAAGCCAAACGUAAUCCAUAAAAACCAGUUAUGGUAAGAUUGGUCUGUUUAAGGUUAUGGUUUAGACUUUCCAGUGAGAUGGACGCUUUUAAUCCUUGUAGGUAAUAAAGAGUUUUGGCUUUGCCGCUCGGCCUGAAACUGAGCAGCCGCCGGCAGUUGCAGUGCCUUCCUGCCUCUCCGUGGCAGUUCUGGUGGCGGUGGUCGUGGGAGCAGACUGGGAGGGGUGGGACGGAGAUUUUUGUUUGUCCAUUUUAUUUCUAUCUACAGGCUGAUACUUGAUGCAGGUUUGUUUCAUCGGUAACUUUUAUUUUUGACCUGUUACCAAAAUGUGGCCUCUCUUCGGGAAAGGCCUGCUGCAUCCAUUAAAGUUGGAAUAAAA